Molecule: messenger RNA, 2079 nt
Organism: Odocoileus virginianus texanus
Lineage: Eukaryota; Metazoa; Chordata; Mammalia; Artiodactyla; Cervidae
Source: RefSeq, a predicted model, not a curated record
AUGAUCCCACCGGGGGAGUGCCUGUACGCCGGGAGGAAACGCAGGAAACCCGUUCAGAAACAGAGGCCUGCUGUGGGUGCCGAGAAGUCGAACCCUUCCAAGCGGCACCGUGACCGCCUCAAUGCCGAGCUGGACCACCUGGCCAGCCUGCUGCCGCUGCCGCCCGACAUCAUCUCUAAGCUCGACAAGCUUUCCGUCCUGCGCCUCAGUGUCAGCUACCUCAGGGUGAAGAGCUUCUUCCAAGCCCUGCAGGAGAGGCGCCCGAGGAAGCCGGUAGCUGCUGCCCCCUCGCCAGGAGACCGGGGUCCACGUGGAGGGUCCACAGGCUCAGCCAUGCUGGAGGGAAGGCUGCUGCUGGAGUCCCUCCACGGCUUCGCUCUGGUGGUGAGCGCCGAAGGGAUGAUCUUCUACGCGUCGGCCACGAUUGUGGACUACCUGGGCUUCCACCAGACGGAUGUGAUGCACCAGAAUAUUUAUGACUACAUCCAUGUGGAUGACCGCCAGGACUUCUGCCGGCAGCUGCACUGGGCCAUGGACCCUCCCCAGGCAGGGUGUGGGCAGCCCCUGCUUUCGGAGACAGGAGAGGAUGCCAUCCUGGGGAGGCUGCUCCGGGCCCAGGAGGGGGGCGUGGACCUGCCCACCGAGUACUCGGCCUUCCUGACGCGCUGCUUCAUCUGCCGCGUGCGCUGCCUGCUGGACAGCACCUCGGGCUUCCUGACGAUGCAGUUUCAAGGGCGGCUGAAGUUCCUCUUCGGACAGAACAGGCGGGCGCCCUCGGGCGCGGCCCUGCCCCCACGGCUGGCCCUGUUCUGCGUGGCGGCCCCCCUGGCCCUGCCCCCUGGCGUGGAGGUGAGGAUGAAGACCGUGUACCUGAGGGCGAAGCACAGGGCGGACGUCCCGGCCUCGACCGACGCAAAAGCAAAAGCUGCCUCAAGUCUCUGCGAAUCAGAAUUGCAUGGAAAACCCAAUUACUUAGCAGGGAGAAGCAAUGGAGAAAGCGGCCUCUCCUUGUUCAGGACGCCAGAGGACGCCUGCCGCUGGGGCCGGGUCACAGCCCGGGGCCCCUGCCUGUGCCUCCGGGGCGGCCCUGACCUGGUCCUUGACCCCGAGGGCGCCGCAGGGUAAGUGACAGAGUCACAGCAUCAGCGGCCCUCGGGCCCUUCGGGGAGGGAGGGGCCCCCGGGCCCUGUGAAGCAUUUGGACUGGCCAGCCGGGAGGCACGGUCAGGACGGUGGCAGUGCCAAGCUGAAGCUGGAGCCGGGCAAGGCCAACCCGUUCCCUGCCGCCCCAGCCCGCGGCGCCUGCCUGCCCUACCCGGGCAUGCAGGGUGCUGUGCACACCCUUCGGAGCUCGCCCGGCUCUCACCCACCCAGGCUGCCCCCCGGGGCCUGUGCCGGCCGGACCAGCAGAGCCCUUCGUGACGGACACCAGGGUCCAGUGCCGCCCCCCACCCCUGGCCCCUUCCCCCACGGGGUCUUGGACAACAGGGUCCCUCGGCUGGCAGUCCAGCGUCUCCCGGUGGGCGGCUACCCAGCUGAGGACAAGCUGCGAGGCCUUCUGAUGCCCCCGGGAGCCCCAAGUCACUCCACAUUGUCACUCGACGUGCCCAUCAAGAUGGAGAGUGACUCGGGGUCCGAGGACGCGGCAGACGGCUACUGCGUGUCCCCGACCCAGGUGUGGCUGGGGGCUGGCGACCUGGCCAAGAGACAGCUGGUCACCUUCCCGACUAGGAUGCACCUGAAGAUGGAGCCGGGCGCCAGGCACCCCCUGUACAGUGCACCCCCCAGGCCUGGCCUGCUGGGCGCCCCCCCCAGACCCAGCAGGGGGCUGGCCCCGCUGCACCCCGCCUCCUGUGCCUGUCUAGAGCCCCCGCCCUGCCUCUGUGUACAGGGCCACCAGCCCCCCAACCUGGGCUGCAACUGCCGGGCUCCCGGGCCGGCUCCCACAGUCAAGCUCGAGCCCCUGGACUCUCCCUUGUGGGCGGCUCACGGCCAGGGCGGGCCUCCUGGGCUAUUCUGCAAGAGUGCCCCAGCCGUGGGGAUGCCCCCCAGGGACGCGCAGUGCGCCUUCCUGCCCUAG